This is a messenger RNA of Amyelois transitella, 706 nucleotides long. RefSeq lists its product as uncharacterized. The record is from RefSeq and is a predicted model, not a curated record. Lineage: Eukaryota; Metazoa; Arthropoda; Insecta; Lepidoptera; Pyralidae. The transcript is spliced from 4 exons. The coding region runs from base 86 to 688 and encodes 200 amino acids.
ACUUUUAAACAAAACACAUUUGGCAUUAUCUAUAUAGGUACUUCGAGCGUGUGUGUGAAAUUUAAAAAAAAUAGUAAAUGUGACUAUGAAUGGAAACCUUUCUUUAAUAUUUUUAAUCUGUAUCAGUUAUGGUUCCCGCGCAAACGGGCGGUGGUUAAAACCGCGUUUAGAAAGUGAUGAAGUAUCUGAUGAUGUUGAUGAGUUUUAUGAGGCUAUACAACAAGUGAGCUCAACUGUUUCCAAAACGGUGACGAAGUUUUCCUGCAUGGCUGACGUUGAAGAAGCGGAACUCGUAGUGUACGGGACAAAAGCAUGGAGGUUCCCUGAGCAAGACAUCAACCUCACAUUGACCUACCCACCGGAAACUGGUGAUAACCACAGACAACCAUCUAGGAAAAUACCACUCCAUGCCUCCUUAGAGCAACAGAAUAUGCCUGAUUUCUAUUUCACUGAUGAGGCUAGUACCAAAGGUGGAGAGUAUAUGAUUACUGGCUUCACAGUGCUACUAUUCGUAAACAGUGUGGAGAGCAAGGGAUACAUCAACAGUGGUGGUAUUUUUGAGGACCACGUGAGUCUCACAUUCUUAUCUCCCAAAGUGAACAUGUUGUUCUACCAGUUUUGGCUGUAUGGAGUACCAGACCCGCCUUCUCUUGAUAAAACUUCACAUGUUGUCUAUGAUAUGUGCUGAUAUUUUUUGUUUUAUUUA